AAUCAAUCAUUAUGUGAGACUUCUCUUUUGUCAUUCUUUGAGAGACCAGAAAAGUAACUGGUUUUUCCGGGAAAAAGUAUAUUGACAUCUCCAAUAGUUGAAAUCAUUUCUUUUUCUUGUGUGCUUGCUUGCUUUGUAAUUGAGAGAGAUCAAAAGAGUUAUCAUACAUCAGUUGUUGUGCAAUAAUACCACAUUUUUCCAGGAUUUUAAUUAUGAGUUUUGAAUAAUAUUCUGAAUGAGAUUGUGCUCGUUUUGAAGCUCUAGUACAAAAACAAUUGAAAGAAAAAAAAUGAGCUGCUUCUCCUGUUGUAUGUCACAAGAGAAAGUCGAUAGAAAGUCUUUGAAGAAGAGCAUUAAGGAAUACCAAGACACGAAAACUUUGGCCUCAUUCGCUAACAUCUCCUUCAAAAGUGACAGCAGCAAACGUAGAUACAUAACUGAAGAGAUAAGCAAGAUGGGUAAAAAAAAUAUAACUGCACAGAUCUUUGCCUUCCGCGAGUUAUGUGUUGCAACUCAAAACUUCCACCCUGACAAUCUUCUCGGUGAAGGCGGCUUUGGAAGGGUCUAUAGAGGAAACAUUGAAAGCAAAAAUCAAGUAGUUGCUGUUAAGCAACUUGACAGGAAUGGAUUCCAAGGAAAUAGGGAAUUUCUAGUAGAGGUUCUGAUUUUAAGUCUUCUUCAUCAUCCUAACCUAGUAAGUUUGGUUGGCUAUUGUGCCGAUGGCGAUCAGAGAAUUUUGGUUUAUGAAUACAUGCCUAAUGGAUCGCUAGAAGAUCAUCUUCUUGAAUUAGCUCCAGAUAGCGCUGCUUUGGAUUGGAAUACCAGAAUGAAAAUUGCAGCAGGCGCAGCCAAAGGACUCGAAUACUUGCAUGAACAAGCCAAUCCCCCUGUGAUAUACCGCGAUUUCAAGGCAUCUAACAUACUAUUGGACCAGGAGUUUAAUCCAAAACUUUCUGAUUUUGGGCUAGCGAAGUUGGGUCCAACUGGAGAUAAAUCUUAUGUUUCCACAAGGGUCAUGGGUACCUACGGUUACUGCGCACCAGAAUAUGCUUUGACUGGCCAAUUGACAACAAAAUCUGAUGUUUACAGCUUUGGAGUGGUGUUCUUGGAGAUAAUCACAGGAAGGAGAGUGAUAGAUCAUACAAGACCAGCUGAUGAGCAGAAUCUAGUCAUUUGGGCACAACCACUAUUCAAAGACAGAAGGAAGUUUACAAUAAUGGCUGAUCCAUUGCUUAAAGGGAAUUACCCUGUCAAGGCUCUAUACCAAGCACUUGCUGUUGCAGCAAUGUGUCUGCAAGAGGAAGCGGCUACUCGGCCUCUCAUCAGCGACGUUGUGACAGCUCUUGAAUUUUUAGCAGCAAGCAAGAAUGAGGAAGAAGUCCUGGAAGAAGUUGUGGAAUCAACUUCUCCUUGUAAAGAUAAUGAUGGAGAGUCUGAUACAGAUACUGAUAGAUCAGACGGCAGCAUAAGGGAAAGAAAAAGUAUAUAAUGGAAGUGUUAUUGCAACUUAGGUGAGGUGCAGCCCAAUUACUGUUGAUUCAAUGAUAAACUUGUUAAAUAUGUGGUGAGAUGAGAAUCUUGGUGAUUGUGAUUGAUUGAUUGAUUGGUUGUCUUGGUUAUAUUUAAGAAAAAAGAAACGAAAAUGAGUGUGGUGAUAUUGAAAGAGUUUGUGAAAGGUUGAAUCAAGAUAAUUAGGACUAUGCCGUGUUAAAGUGUAAUUGCAAUUCCUAAUAAGAGAGUUCAUUGUAAGUUUGUAACGAGAGUGAGAGAGAGUAUCAGUAACUUGUUACAAUACCACCUUGAAAAUACUUACGUAAGAAAAAUAGACCUAUGAGAAAUUGGAGAUAAA
Molecule: messenger RNA, 1849 nt
Organism: Humulus lupulus (European hop)
Lineage: Eukaryota; Viridiplantae; Streptophyta; Magnoliopsida; Rosales; Cannabaceae
Product: probable serine/threonine-protein kinase PBL23
Exons: 5
Coding region: 290-1489 (399 amino acids)
Biological process (GO): protein phosphorylation
Molecular function (GO): ATP binding; protein kinase activity
Source: RefSeq, a predicted model, not a curated record